AUGCUCGAGACCGUUUCGAUAUCCCUUGCCACUGGCGCCUGCAGUCUCGCUCUCGUUUCCUUGAUCACCAUCCCUUCACUUCUCGGCAUCUCAUCCCACUUACGGAGCUUCAAACCGCUACCGGGCAUCUACGAAGACAGAGAUGGAGUCGCCACCGCAAGAUCCGUAGCCGAGUAUAGCAGCAAGCUUCCGAAAGCCCUGCUCGCCUUCUUCACAGGCGCAGGAUUGCUCACCUCGAUUGCUCUCGCUGUUCUCGCCACGCUUGGAGAUGGGGGAUCCAUGUUCGUGGAGAACUGGCUGUUGGUCGCGGAAUGGUCCCUGAUCCUGGUCCAGACAGUCGGAAUCAUCCUCAUCAAAAGCUCCGUCAAAAGCUACACUUUGGGGGUCUAUACAGCUCUCUCCUCCGUUUCACUGCUCGCAGCCCUCUUGUACCAAGAUGGACUUAUUGCACAGCAAACGGCGGGUGAAAGAUACGUCUCUUCCGCGGAACUGAGUCUCCGCAUUACCCAGCUUUUCUUGGUCGUUCUGGUGACAUUCUCCAGCGUCUCUCUACCAAGACGACCGGAAGUGUUUCAUAAUGGCGUGCCAGUUGAUGGCAUGCAGACUGUUUCUGCAUUUGAUAGAUAUACCUUUACAUGGGUCGAGCAUCUCCUCCGCCUCUCCCGCCAAAACAACCGCAUUGAACUGGUAGACCUCCCCAAGAUGGACUCAAAUACCCGGUCCCAAGAUCUAAGCGAGUCCUGGGCCGAGAAGCCCCAUCCGAAGAAGUUAUGGGUGGAGAUCUUUUUGGACCACAGUCGCAGUUUUAGGAACCAAUGGUGCCUCACUUUGAUCCAAGCAUUCGGAAACUUUGCCCCUCAGUUCGUAACCUACCACCUCCUGAAGAUCCUCGAAAAGCGUGUCUCAGGCGACACAGUCAGCCCCGAGGCGUGGAUCUGGGUCGUCGUUCUAACCAUCACGACAAUCGGAGCCUCCUGGAUCGAAUCAUGGCUCUACUGGGUCUCUUGGUCCGAACUCGCCAUCCCGAUCCGCGCCCAGCUAUCGGCGCUCAUCUUCCAGAAAGCCAUGCGUCGCAAGGACGUCAAAGGAGCCGCGAAGGCAUCGAAAAAGAAGGUGCCUGCUGGUCCGGAUACGGCGAGUGUGGCAGGCAACAAGCCGGAGCUGAACGACGAGGAGGGCGAGAACAAGGGGAAGCAGUCUACUGUUAAUCUGAUCGGUGUCGAUACCAAGCGCGUCUCGGAUUUCUGCUCGUUCAACAAUUAUCUGCCUGGUAGUCUUUUCAAGCUGAUUGUGUCGUUCGCCUUCUUGCUGAGCAUCAUUGGGUGGAAGGCUCUGGUGGCGGGAUUCUUGGCUAUGUCGUUGACGAUCCCGUUGAAUAUCUUUUGUAGCAAGAGGUAUUCUGCUGCGCAGGACAGAUUGAUGAAAGUGAGAGAUGUGAAGAUGGGGGUUGUGACGGAGGCCUUGCAAGGUAUCCGACAGAUCAAGUUCUCUGCUUUAGAGCAGAACUGGCAAAGAAAGAUCGGAAAGGUACGACGUAAAGAAUUGGAAGAGCAGUGGAAUGUCUAUCUCUCCGACACGUUCCUGCUAUUCUGUUGGAUCACUUCCCCAGUUGCGCUAGCCGCCACUUCCCUUGCAGUCUACGCCUCGAUUUACGGCGAGCUGACCCCGUCCGUAGCCUUUACAGCUAUCGGCGUCUUUACCAAUCUUGAAGUCACACUUUCUGUGAUCCCAGAACUAACCACCGACCUCAUCGACGCCUACGUCUCUAUGGAACGCAUUGAGAAAUACCUCGGUGCCCCCGAAAUCUCCCAAAACACUAGUCACGGCCCCAACAUCGCCUUCGAGAAUGCCUCCAUUGCCUGGCCCUCUGAUGAAGAAAAGGAGGUCGACGAUCUCCGCUACGUCCUGCGUGAUAUCAAUCUAUCGUUUCCACCAGAUGAGCUGAGCGUAGUCAGUGGAAAGACUGGGACGGGGAAGAGUCUUCUGUUAGCUGCUAUUCUGGGGGAAGUUGAUCUACUUGCUGGGAAGAUCAAUGUGCCGCAGCCGCCUCGUAGCCGAGAUCGCCACGACCAUCUCGCCAAUAAGGACAACUGGAUUAUUCCGUCGGCCGUGGCCUUCGUCGCUCAAAUUCCGUGGAUCGAAAACGCGAACAUCAAGGAUAACAUCCUGUUUGGCCUUCCGUACGACGAAUACAGAUAUCAGAAAGUUAUUGAGGUCUGUGCAUUGAAGAAGGAUCUGGAAAUGCUCACUGAUGGUGAAGCGACUGAGAUUGGAGCUAACGGGAUCAACCUGAGCGGUGGUCAGCGUUGGAGAGUUACGUUCGCACGAGCGCUUUAUUCCCGUGCUGGGAUCUUGGUGCUGGACGAUCUUUUCAGCGCCGUGGACUCGCAUGUUGCACGAUUUAUCUUCGAAAAGGGCCUCACAGGUGAGCUGGGAGUCGGCCGAACGAGAAUCCUGGUUACACAUCACGUGGCCCUAUGCAAAUCGAAGACGAAGUACGUUGUGGAGCUUGGCGAUGGGACAAUCGAACAUGCAGGUCUCGUCUCUGAGCUGGAAAACGAUGGUACUCUUCAACAGAUCAUUAACCAUGAAGCAGCUGAGGUUGAAAAUCCGGAUGACGAGGAUCCCACAGCUGUCAACUCGGCGGAAUCGAGUAAUGGGGAUAGUGCUGAGGCUGGAGAGGCGCUUAAGAAGGUCGACUCGAAGAGGGCGGUCAAGAAGUUUGUGGAAGACGAAGUGAGAGAGCAGGGGCGGGUUAAGACGAAGAUUUAUCUGGACUAUAUGACGUUCAGCGGUGGUUGGGCGUUUUGGUCUGUUGCUUUUAUUGCGUUCUCGCUUUUGCAGGUGAUUGUUACUGGUCGAUCCUGGUGGAUCAAGAUCUGGACCGGCAACAACGAGAAGCACACAAGUAUGACCCAUGCCUUCACCUACUCCUACCAAGUCCACGAUCUCUCCCCCUACAGAGCAAAUGCCACGCACAUCAUGACUACAGAUUCUUCAGCAAAUCUGAGGUACUACCUUGGUAUCUACGUUGCAUUCUCUGUCGCAAAUGUAAUCGUAGGAGCUUUCCGAUAUUGGUACAUUUUCACAGGCUCCAUUCGGGCGUCUCGUCGCCUCUUUGACAAGCUCUCCUUCACCAUUCUGCGUACACCCCUCAGAUGGAUGGAUACUGUGCCACUCGGCCGUAUCCUCAACCGCUUCACAGCCGACUUCAACGUCGUCGACGCCCGUCUCUCAGCAGAUAUUGGUUUCGGUGCCAACAACGCUUUCCGCUUAUUCGGAAUUUUGAUCGCUGGCGUAAUUGUGUCGCCCUACGUGAUCUUGCUCUCCUUCUCCCUACUCGCCAUCUGCCUGCAAAUUGCCCGCCUCUACAUCUCGGGCGCGCGAGAAGUCAAACGCCUCGAGUCCUCGGCAAAGUCUCCGGUAUUCGAGCAGUUUGGCUCAGCCCUCACUGGCGUAGGCACGAUCCGCGCCUUUGACAAGAGCGAUGUCUAUAUCGCCCGCAUGUUCUCCCGGAUCGACGACCAUAGCACUUCCUUCUGGCAUCUCUGGGCCUUCAACCGGUGGAUGGGAUGGCGGAUGUCUGCGGUCGGGGGUUUAUUCGCCAGCUUUGUCGCUGCCUUUAUUAUUUUUCUGGACAUUGACGCCUCGCUUGCCGGGUUUGCCCUCUCCUUUGCCUUGGAGUACGGCAAUACAGUGAUUUGGACGAUCCGACAUUACACCAACCUAGAACUGGACAUGAACGCUGCCGAGCGCAUCAUCGAAUACAUCAACCUUCCCACCGAGUCCCUCUCCGGCACCGACCCGCCAGCCGCCUGGCCGUCAGAGGGACGAUUGGAAGUCACAGAUCUCGUGGUCGGAUACGCCCCCGACCUCCCCCCAGUCCUAAAAGGCCUGACAUUCUCCGUGCAGCGUAACGAGAGGAUCGGCGUCGUGGGCCGUACUGGCGCAGGAAAAUCCUCUCUAACCCUCGCCCUCUUCCGCUUCCUCGAAGCGCGCGAAGGGAGCAUCUAUAUCGACGGCUUGGAUAUCUCCAAGAUCAAGCUCCACGCUUUGCGCUCUCGCCUAGCCAUCAUCCCACAGGACCCUGUGCUCUUCUCCGGCACGGUGCGAAGUAACCUCGACGCCUUCGACGAGCACUCCGACGCUGAGCUACGAGACGCCUUGCAGCGUGUCCAUCUCAUCUCUGCGUCAGAAGCGGACAGUAUUAACGUCUCGUUAGCCAACACGGGCACAAACACGCCUCUUCCCCGUCCGGGCUCUAGUUCCGCGAACAACGCAGCGAUAGCAGGCGCAAGCUCGACUGCCAAUGUGAACGCAACACCUAACCUCAACAAGAAUCCAUUUACCUCCCUCCACACGCCCAUCACGGAAGGUGGCCUGAACCUCUCCCAGGGGCAACGUCAACUCCUCUGCCUCGCGCGCGCGAUCGUCUCGCGGCCCAAGAUAAUGAUUCUGGACGAGGCCACCUCUUCGGUCGACAUGGCGACGGAUGCACUCAUCCAGCGCUCCAUCCGCGAGGAGUUCAACGACAGCACGCUCAUCGUGAUCGCGCACCGGCUGAGCACGAUUGCGGACUUUGACAAGAUUCUUGUGAUGGGUGAGGGCAGGGGGGUGGAGUUUGGGACGCCGAGGGAACUUUUCCAGCGUGUUCCUGAUGGGGUUUUCCGGAGUAUGGUUUUGGAAAGUGGGGAGAGGCAGAGUUUGGAGGCUUUGAUGGGGGGUUGA
Messenger RNA from Drepanopeziza brunnea f. sp. 'multigermtubi' MB_m1, 4728 nucleotides. RefSeq lists its product as uncharacterized. Gene Ontology annotation, molecular function: ATP hydrolysis activity; ATP binding; ABC-type transporter activity. The record is from RefSeq and is a predicted model, not a curated record. Gene Ontology annotation, biological process: transmembrane transport. Lineage: Eukaryota; Fungi; Ascomycota; Leotiomycetes; Helotiales; Drepanopezizaceae. Gene Ontology annotation, cellular component: membrane.